AUGGCCUUACGUCUUCUACUUCCUUUCCUGUUGGCCAUUGAUGUUGCUGCAGAGCCGUCUAUUGGUAUUCGACACGGUCGAAUAAGCGAGUUGCCACGGCAUCUACAAUUGGCAAAAAUGAACGCAGUUCCGUUGUCGGCAGCUGCAACCACCAUAGCUCAAGGUACAUCCUUUGUUUACUCGUACUUGAACAGUCAUUUGAAUGCGAAGGACACCUCCUACACUGAGAAUCUCGCCCUAUCCAUCACAAACCCAACCGAUCAGAUCGCAUCCGUCACGGUGGCCAUUACUCCAGCUGACAUUCAGACCGAUUACAUGGACCAGUACCUCCAGUAUGCAGUGAUAGAGACCAAAGUGUUGUUCGUUGACUCCAACGUCACCAUUUCACUGAUCGCAAGCAACAGCCUCACCGCUGGCGGAGGCGAGGACAAGUUCGUCGUUCUACCGAUCUGCCAACUCGGGUUGGAGUACCACGUGGUCGGGGACGAGUCCUCUCACGUUUUCCAGAGCUAUCAGUCGACAAAUAUCAUCACUAUCAUUGCCACGCAAGAUCAAACAACGGUUCAAAUGAAUUACUUAUACACGGCACCCACUGUACUGAAUCGCGGAGAACAACUCACAAUCGCCACCUACUACACCCAGACGACAGUGGCCGUAAGUUCGGACAAACCAGUAGCAGUGAUCUCUGGAUCAGUUUGUGGGUACGGGUACUACAAUCCUAGCCACUGUAGUUAUGAGGUGUUGAUGCUUGCACCGUCAUCAAACUGGGCAAAAGAUGCCGCCUACUAUAAAUUUCAACCAGAAGAUAUAGGAGAAUUCAUGGUCCUUUUUGAGAAGGAAAACACUGUGGUCUAUCUAGACGAGGUCCAGGUAGAUGGCGGUCCAUUCGGUCAUGACUCCUAUCUGAUAGUUGGGACUAGGACAGGAAGCUAUGUCCGAGCUAAUGGUCCAAUCUACGUGGUCGCGGUAGGCAGCUCCAACUCGCAAAAUCAGGGAGCACCGUUCUUCGCGAAUGUUCCGUCAAGUUCUAGCUUCAGCCAAGGACCAUUCACCUUCUCAAUGGGCCGAAGCAACUCCUACUUCGUUGAUGUGGCCGUGAAAGGAGGGAAACAUACGGUUUCCUUUGUAGGAGCCGAUACGCCAUGGGCACCAAUCACUUUUGGCGUGACAGUUUAUGGUUAUGGAUUAAAUCGUGGCUAUGCUUUCACUCCUGGACUCAGUUAUCAGGGUGAGUAA
Messenger RNA from Haemonchus placei, 1236 nucleotides. Lineage: Eukaryota; Metazoa; Nematoda; Chromadorea; Rhabditida; Trichostrongylidae. The record is from the annotation of a GenBank genome assembly.